AUCAGCCAUUUCUCAUGCAGGAGAAGACUGAUCGGCAAUGGAACAUAGGUAGCAUCGGAGUAUUUAUAACAGAAAUCACAUCCAGUUUGAGCUGCAUUUAGCCCAGAUACCUUUCCUGUGAGGGGAGUAGCAAAGGCAUCCAGAAACAAUCCAGAAGGGACGGCAGCUGCAGGAGGGCAAGCAUGGUCCUUACCACCUCAGGGAUGGAGGUCCACAACGCGUCUGCCCCCUUCAACUUCUCCCUACCGCCGGGCUUCGGCACGCGCCCCACAGACAAGGCACUGAGCGUCAUUCUGGUGUUCAUGCUGCUCCUUGUCAUGCUCACUCUGGGUUGCACCAUGGAGUUCAGCAAGAUCAAGGCUCACCUCUGGAGGCCCAAGGGACUCACCAUCGCUAUGGUAGCCCAGUAUGGCAUCAUGCCCCUCGCCGCCUUCCUGCUGGGCAAGGCCUUCCGGCUGAGUAACAUUGAGGCACUGACCCUCCUCAUCUGUGGCUGCUCACCUGGGGGGAACCUAUCCAACCUCUUCAGUCUGGCCAUGAAGGGGGACAUGAACCUCAGCAUCGUGAUGACCACCUGCUCCACCUUCUGUGCCCUGGGCAUGAUGCCUCUGCUCCUGUACCUCUACUCCAAAGGGAUAUACGACGGGGACCUGAAGGACAAGGUGCCCUAUGUGGGCAUCAUUAUAUCUCUGGUCAUGACUCUUAUUCCUUGCACCAUAGGAAUCUUCCUCAAGUCCAAACGGCCACAAUACGUACCCUACAUCAAUAAGGGAGGAUCGAUCAUUAUUCUCCUUCUCAGUGUGGCUGUCACAGUCCUUGCUUUCCUCAACGUGGGCAGCAGCAUUGUGUUUGCCAUGACACCAUACCUGCUGGCCACCUCCGCCCUGAUGCCCCUCAUUGGCUUUGUGCUAGGCUACCUUCUCUCUGCACUCUUCUGCCUCAACCCACAGUGCAGACGCACUGUCAGCAUGGAGACAGGAUUUCAAAAUCUUCAACUCUGUUCUACCAUCCUCAAUGUGACCUUCAAGCCUGAAGUCAUUGGGCCACUUUUUUUUUUCCCUCUCUUCUACAUGAUUUUCCAACUUGGAGAAGGACUGCUCUUCAUCAUUAUCUUUCGAUGCUAUAACAAAAUCAAGCCUGCCAAAGACGAAACAAAAAUGAUUUAUAAAGUUGCCCCAACUGAAGAAGCAACCCUAAAAGCUCUGGAAAAUGGCAUCCACAAGGAGGAUCAAGCACUUACAGACAAAACAAAAAUGACCUGUAAUACUGCCCCAGCUGAAGAAACAAUUCCAAUAGCUCCAGAAAACAGCAUCCACAAAGAGGAGCACACUCAAGCCUAGCACUUCCUCAGUGGCCUGGAUUCCAGCCAAGUGGCAGGUCAAUACACCCAAAAAGAAGGAACAGCAGGCUUCUGAGUCUUUCCCUGGUACUUCCAGAAAACCUUACGUUCAGCAAACAAGUCAGCACAAUCAAGUUUUGGUCUAAAGACAGACAGGAGUAUCUAUACGCAAGGAGCCUCACUGAUCUCCAGUUCAGGAUGGAGUAUUUGUUUGAAAAAUAAGAGACUUGUUCAAUGACUAAUAUACUCUUAAGGAGAAAAAAAAAAAAAAAAAGAAACUGCCUUUUGCCCCUAGAUCCCUAGAAAACUGCCUUGUAAAUGUUAUGUCACUCAACUUCUGAACUAAUUAAUGGGUGUUCCAUCCACUAAUCAAGUAUCUAAAUGCCAUUUCCAAGUUUGUAAUCUGAAAGAAAAAUUAACGGACCACAGAUGUAAUCUAAAAUAGCCCAGAUCCUAUUCUAUUUCCAGUGACAUCAUUUCAAGUUCCUCAAAAUAAGUCAAAUGACACCAAAUGCAAAAGUAGACACAAAUGCAAAGGCAACUAAUGAACAAGACUCAAAACAACUCUCAUCUCUGAGAUUUGAAUAUCAGAAGCAGACAAAAACAAAGCCAAGAAAACUUAAUUUCAUUAAUCAUAUCAUCAUGAAUCAGUGGCAUCAUAUACGCAAAACUAAGGGAAGCACUACAAAUAAAGAGUAGUUCCACAAUUCAAACAGAA
Octodon degus (degu) is the source of this 2057-nucleotide messenger RNA. It is a transcript of the gene Slc10a1, whose product is annotated as solute carrier family 10 member 1. Lineage: Eukaryota; Metazoa; Chordata; Mammalia; Rodentia; Octodontidae. Gene Ontology annotation, cellular component: membrane. The coding region runs from base 183 to 1340 and encodes 385 amino acids. Gene Ontology annotation, molecular function: bile acid:sodium symporter activity. Gene Ontology annotation, biological process: bile acid and bile salt transport. The record is from RefSeq and is a predicted model, not a curated record. The transcript is spliced from 6 exons.